AUGCCUCCCAAAUCUACCUCCACGGCCUCCAGCAGCCGGCGCGGCAAGCCUUCCAUUUCCCGCACUCCCGCCGGCGCCAAACGUGGCUCUACCUCAGCAGACCCCUCCUCCUCGAAGCGACGCCGCGAAACAACGGACACAAUCGAGCUCGCUUCCGUCCAAGACGACGAAGAUCUGGACAUGUUUCCUCACAGCGAAAUCAACAAUGACGUUACCAUGCUCGGCUCAGAUGAGGUAGAAGAUGAAGAGCAACCGGAGACGGACACGAAUGGGCUCCAGCGACGACGACAGAUGCAGCGUAACAACCGAAAUGACUCGGAAGACGCUGACGACUCAGACCGGUACCAGCCACAGCAGGAGUCAGAUGCUGAAGAGCAACAAGAGGAAGCAGAGGAGGACUCGGACGAAGAGGAACGGCCCACGGUCCCCUCGGAGCUGUUGACGAGGUUAUUGUACGAGUUCUUCGAGAGCGACAAGACCAAGAUAACGAAGGAUGCGAACGAAGCGGUGGCGCGCUAUGUGGAUAUCUUUGUGAGGGAGGCGAUCGCAAGGAGUGUGGUGGAGAGGGAGGGAGGGAAUGGGACCACUUCGGGAGGGGGAGGCUUCUUGGAGGUGGAGGAUUUGGAGAAGAUUGCGCCUCAGUUGUUGUUGGAUCUUUGA
Neurospora tetrasperma FGSC 2508 is the source of this 660-nucleotide messenger RNA. RefSeq lists its product as uncharacterized. The coding region runs from base 1 to 660 and encodes 219 amino acids. The record is from RefSeq and is a predicted model, not a curated record. Gene Ontology annotation, biological process: kinetochore assembly; DNA repair; replication fork processing. Gene Ontology annotation, molecular function: protein heterodimerization activity. NCBI's taxonomy places the organism in Eukaryota, Fungi, Ascomycota, Sordariomycetes, Sordariales, Sordariaceae. Gene Ontology annotation, cellular component: Fanconi anaemia nuclear complex; FANCM-MHF complex. The transcript is spliced from 2 exons.